Molecule: messenger RNA, 596 nt
Organism: Saprolegnia diclina VS20
Lineage: Eukaryota; Oomycota; Saprolegniomycetes; Saprolegniales; Saprolegniaceae
Exons: 2
Coding region: 1-579 (192 amino acids)
Source: RefSeq, a predicted model, not a curated record
AUGAACACGAGAGACGACGCGACAUUCAGCGAGGUCCGGUCGCCCACGGUGGCCAAGGAAGCCAAGCCGACGCCGGUCCAGCACCCGCUCGCCACUUCAAGCUACGUUUCGAUCUUUCUCAUGGCGUGGCUUGAUGGCCUCAUUCGCCGCGGCGCCAUCUCGCCGUUGGCCGAGGCGGACAUUUGGCCGGUGCGCGACGCCGACACGGCCGCCGCGCUCAACCGCCGCUUCACCGCCGCGUGGGCCGCGGCCGGCGACAAGCCCGAGUUCCACAAGGUCAUCUGGGCCACGCUGCGCCGCGAGAUCUACGCAUCGCUUUUCAUCUACAACGUGUAUGCGAUCCCGAUGCUCGCGCAACCCGCGGUCAUCCACUCGCUAUUGCAGUUCUUAGCGCACGACCCGGCGACCGGCCCGCUCUCGACUGUGAUUGGCAUCUCGUCCGGCUACGGCCUCGCGGGGCUGCUCACAGGCCUCUCGUUUCUCUCGGUCACCAUCAUCGACUUUGGCCAGUACGUCACGUCCAUGAUGGGAGCCUCACGCUGCCAUCGCGCCACCUCGUCUCGUCCGGUGAUGUCGUGACGCUCGCGGCCGUCGAC